Molecule: messenger RNA, 2809 nt
Organism: Phlebotomus argentipes
Lineage: Eukaryota; Metazoa; Arthropoda; Insecta; Diptera; Psychodidae
Gene: dos
Product: protein daughter of sevenless
Exons: 5
Coding region: 152-2260 (702 amino acids)
Source: RefSeq, a predicted model, not a curated record
GCGACGUGAGGCUGGCCAGUUGGGAUGUUUCUGCAAUGUCGACAGUGCUUCUCCAGAGUGUUUGGGUUCGGGAUUUUCGCGGAUUUCUGCUGAUUCUCCCACAAUAAUUGUGUUAGAAAGUGAAUGGUGAGCGCAUGUGGAUGGUGCGACGAUGAAUCGCGAGAUGCACUACGAGGGAUGGCUGGUGAAAUCCCCGCCAACGAAGAGAAUCUGGCGAGCGCGCUGGCGACGGCGAUGGUUCACACUGAAGCAGGGCGAAUUUCCUGGUCAGUAUUUUCUCGAGUAUUAUACAGAUAAGAGCUGCAAGAAGCUCAAAGGCACCAUUGAUCUCGAUGAAUGCGAACAAGUGGACGCCGGGUUGUGUAUGGAGAGGAAAUUCCAGCAUGUUUUCAACGUGAAGACGCCAAAUCGCAUUUACUAUCUGGCCGCAGACUCGGAUGAGGAGAUGAGAUUCUGGGUGAACUGCAUCUGCAAGGUGUGCGGAUUGCAGGACUUGUCUAAGACCACGGAUGAGAGGCCAUACUUCAACGUUGGUCUGGGAUCCAUCGAAGAGGCUCCACUGCCAGUCAAUGUUGGCGUUGUAUCGAAUGACAACAGCCAGAAGACGCCAACGAGAAGCAUUUCCACAUCUUUCGAAGAUCGCACAUAUCAGAAUGACGAUAUCUUUGCAAAGAAGCGCACACUGCAGAUACAGAAGUCCGCUGCCGAGGCCAAGGAGUCCUACUACAACUUCAGCGCCAUCAAGGCUGAGGUGGACGCCACGGAGAAGAGGUCCAAGAGCGAGGUGCCGAGUGCGGAUGUGCCAAAACACAGUCGCAGCCAAUCACUCAAUGAGGUGACUCACCGAGCGAGCGUGGCGACGGGCACGGUGCGCAAGAUUCCGGAGAAUUUGAAACUCACGGAUGUGAGUCAGUCGCUGGGAGACUGCAGCGAACCGUCGCCAUCACUGAGCACAUGUUCUGGGCCCUACAUUCCCAUCAGCGAGUGCUUCUCCGGCAGCCCAAUGCUGCUGGGCGACACCUCGGCCACGCCACUCAACAGCCUGGAUCCGCGCUUCUACGACACUCCACGGAGUCACAUCAACAUCGGCCUCAAUCUCACCGAUGAGCAGCCAUACUCGCCCAAGAGGAGCAACUGCGCGGCAAAUCGAUCCCGAAGCGGCAGAUCGAGUCCCAGUGAUUCGGAGAGUGUUUUCACGGACGACGAGUGGACUCAUCAUGACUCUCAAACGCAGAGUCUCGAUCGACGCGCUCGUCCGUCCGACAGUUCGGUGGAGAACGAGACAAUUGGCUGGACGUACGUUCAGAGGUUCUCCAAGGUGCCCGACGAUGUGCGCAAUCAGAAUGCCGGUGCGGAAGUGACUGAUGUCACACCGCCGCGUCCACCGAAGCGCCACAGUGGACUCAUUCUGGACGGCGUGAAAAUUCGCAAUCGUGAUGUUCCUUCCUCGGACACGGACAACGCUUCGCCGGCCAUCGGGCCGAAGGACAGUUCGUGUGACGUGGAGGAGAGUUACGAUAUCCCGCGAUCGCACUGGCUGCCGUACUUCAGCGGCACGCGUGGCAACAACAACGUCCCUUCGCCCAAGCUCCUGACCGCUACACCGGACAUCCUGACGUCCUCGACGCCAGAUCUUGUACCGCUAGGCGACAAGAUCGUCAACAACUCUCACUACUAUACCAAUGCGGCGCCAGUGAGGGUGGAGGGCAAGGUGUUUCGCUAUGACUUCAUGGAGCCAAGCGAGGCGCCCAUUGUGAAUCGGAAUCUCAAGCCACGUUUCAACUCUGAGUCCAGUUCUGCUGAUCCGGCAUCUUUUACCGCGCCCAAUGUGGACAGAAAGCUGAAACCGACCACGCCAAAGGUGGACACGAGGUCUCUGCCGCGGCGCAAGGAAGUGGCGCCGAAAUUGCGCACCGGCGGAAGUGCGAUGGUUGCUGAGGAUGAAAGUGACGACGAUGUGACGCCAACGAGCGAGCAGUUGCCUGCAAUCGUGGCGAAUACAUUCCGCAAGGAAGACAAGCUGCAGUAUCUCGACCUGGAUCACUCAAGCACGCCGCAGAGGCAUCCGCCGCGCAAGCUGAGCGCCUCCAGCAUCGGGAAUCUGUUCACCAUUCAGCGGCCGCCGGAAGUGAGCGCCGAGGGGAGCGGAAGCGAGCGAGGCAUUGUGUACAAGACGGUGGACUUCGUGAAGACGGAGGCCUUCAAGAUGGUGCGCCAGGAUGCCGAACAGAAUCGAGCUGCAAACAGAUCCAAGGAUUAAUUGGAAUCAAGUGCAAUUAUGAGGUUUUAUUUUGUUGAGUGUCAAGUGGCCUUAGAAACACGCAGGUAUGAUUUAUUUAAGGAGAUUCACAUGUGUGAGGAGACGAAAGAUUAGUCAAUGCGUGAUUGUGAUGCCCAGGCAGGAGAAGUGUGUAGCAGAAUAGUAGAAUAACUGAGGCGAGACAAUACAGAAAAGAGUCAAUUAUUGUGGACGGAAAGGCCUUAGGAAAACAUCUCUCUCUAUCAAUUGGAAAAGAAGGAAUAUCGCUGUUAAUAAUUGCAUUUUAAAUGUUGUAUUUUGGAAAAUGAGAAUCAUUCUAUUUUUUAUAUUGCGAAUUACUACCAUUUCCAUAUUAAGAAGUUUUAUUAUAUUGUCAAGAACAAGAACAGAAUAGCAUUACUUUGUUGCCAUAAUCAACACAUAUUUUUUAUGCGCACAACUACAUAUAUUGUAUUUACAAAUGGUCAUGUAUUACAAUUAAAAAAAAACUGUAGAGCUUCUAGAUUGUGCUCCACGUUUAAAUUUAAUAAAUGACUAAAAAGAUGAGAA